Messenger RNA from Neltuma alba, 1012 nucleotides. Its product is annotated as expansin-A15-like. The record is from RefSeq and is a predicted model, not a curated record. The coding region runs from base 30 to 653 and encodes 207 amino acids. Gene Ontology annotation, biological process: plant-type cell wall organization. Gene Ontology annotation, cellular component: extracellular region. Lineage: Eukaryota; Viridiplantae; Streptophyta; Magnoliopsida; Fabales; Fabaceae. The transcript has 5 exons.
UCAAAACACCACCUUUCAAGGAAACAAAAAUGGGUCUUCUUCCUUUUGGCUUUCUUCUUCUGGGAUUUGUCUCCUUUGUUCAUGGACAUGGCUACGGGGGCUGGAAUAAUGCUCAUGCAACUUUCUAUGGCGGUAGCGAUGCUUCAGGAACUAUGGGAGGGGCAUGUGGGUACGGAAAUCUGUACAGUCAAGGAUAUGGAACAAACACAGCAGCUGUGAGCAGUGCUUUGUUUGACAAUGGACUAAGCUGUGGUGCAUGUUAUCAGAUUAGAUGUGUGAAUGACCCACAAUGGUGUCUCCCCGGCACUGUUGUGGUCACUGCCACUAAUUUUUGCCCACCAGGUGGCUGGUGUGACCCUCCCAACCUCCAUUUUGAUCUUUCCCAACCUGUUUUCCAACACAUUGCUCAGUACAAAGCCGGCAUUGUUCCUGUCAGUUACAGAAGGGUGAGGUGUAGGAGAAGAGGAGGAAUAAGAUUUACCAUCAAUGGGCAUUCAUACUUCAAUUUAGUGCUGGUUACAAACGUUGGAGGAGCUGGAGAUGUGCAUGCAGUGGCAAUCAAGGGGUCAAGGAUUAGAUGGCAAGCCAUGUCCAGAAACUGGGGCCAAAACUGGCAGAGCAAUUCUUACCUCACUGAUUUGCACGUCGAUUGAUUUUUCCAAGGCUAAAAUUCCAUAGGAUGAAAGUAUUAUUAGUUUGGUACAAGGUAAUAGAGUAAUGAGAGAAGCAAUUAAAAUAUUGUUGAGGUGAACAACAUAUGGGACGCCUCAAGAGUGGCUCUGUUUGGCGGAGAAUGGUUUCAUGUACUGCUAGGAUUAUUAGGUACAGCUUGUGAUAAUGAUUUCAUGUACUAUAAGGUACAACUUGUGAGAAUGAUAAGUCGUUUGUAAGAAUCCCACUUGAGGGAGCAAGUGGGGUUCUCCUUACUUUAAUUUGAUUGUAAUAUAUUGUUGAGUAUGCUUUUAAUGUUGUUGGGCUUCAAUUAUUUCUGAAUAAGAGACAUCAUGAUAAU